AUCGACCCUGCAUUCGCCUGUGCUCGUGGGCCUGUGAUCCUGUGCUCUAGUGCCGACUUUGGAAAAGCCGGGUACAGUAGCUGUAAAUGAAAUAGGCUGGGCAGAUGGGCAGGGUCCGUCCGACCGCAGCCAAUGAUAUUCACGGGAACUCUUUCAUGACGGGUUGCAAGGAUUCGAAAUGGACCCGGUCGCUGAAUUGAAUUAGCUGAAUCGGUGACGCUCUUGGGAUAUAUAAGAUCGGGUCGAUCCCGUUCGUCAUCCCCGGUCGCUCGCUACGAAUUAUUCGAAGGAAGCAUCAGCCGAGAUUUUUCGUACCAUCUCAGGACUAUCGAUCGCCAGGUCAUCCCCAGCGACGUUCGCAAACCACCCGAGGACGACUCGUAGGACCCCCUCGACCUCCCUCAUCAUCCCAUCAUGAAGUUCCUCAAGAGUCUCAAACCGCCCGGUCGGACGCCCGAUGUCAUCGUCAACCCGUUCAGCAUCAUGCGGUCGAUCGAUUUCACCGGAUGGAUGCUCUUGCUCUCCGGUUGGCUCGCUUGGACGAUGGAUGGGUACGAUUACUUCAGUGUCAGUCUGACAGCCAAACGUCUUUCCGUGCAAUUCGGCAAGAGUUCGACCGAUAUUACCACCGCCAUCACCCUCACCCUUCUCUUCCGAUCGGUCGGAGCGGUCAUCUUCGGUGUCGCCGCCGACCGAUACGGCAGGAAAUGGACGCUGGUCAUCAACCUGUUGUUGAUCGCCAUAUUCGAGCUGGGGUCGUCGUUCUGUAACACGUACCAGCAGUUCUUGGCGGUCAGGUCGUUGUUCGGGAUAGCGAUGGGUGGAAUUUGGGGUCUGGCCGCAUCGACCUCUCUCGAAAACAUCCCCCCUAACGCCCGAGGUCUCGUCUCUGGUUUCCUCCAACAAGGCUACGCCGUCGGCUACCUCAUCGCAGCCGUCGUCAAUCUGACUCUCGUACCCAACAACCCUCACACCUGGCGAGCCCUGUACUGGGUCGGAACCGGUUUGUCGGUAUUCGCCGCGAUCUUCCGAUCAUUGUUGCCAGAGAGUCGGUCGUUCCUCGAGGCCAAGCUGGAAGCCAAGUCUAGAGGUGAUACCGGGACAUCGCCGACAAGGGCUUUCUUGAAGGAGGCCAAGGCGAUGUUGAAGACCAAUUGGAAGCGAGCGAUCUGGGCAGUGUGCUUGAUGACCGGAUUCAACUUCCUCUCCCACGCCUCUCAAGAUCUCCUCCCGCUCUUCUUGCAGGACAACAAGCUCUUCUCCCCGCACAACACGAGUCUGAUCGCGAUCAUCUCCAACUGCGGAGCCGUCGUCGGAGGGAUCACCGCCGGGUACUUUUCCCAGUACACGGGGAGGCGGCUGGCUAUCAUCAUCAUGCUCGUCUGGACGGGCGCUUUCAUCCCGUUGUGGAUCUUGCCUUCUUCGUUUGCUGGUAUCAGCGCGGGUGUCUUCUUCCUCCAAUUCGGUGUUCAAGGAGCAUGGGGUGUCGUCCCCAUCUACCUCUCCGAGUCCUCUCCUCCCGCCUUCCGAGCGUCCUUUGCCGGAAUCGCCUAUCAACUGGGUAACAUGGCCUCGGCCGGAUCCGCGCAGAUUGAAGCGAGGGGAGGUGAAAAUUGGAGGACGACCGUUCAGGGGAAGAAUGUACCGGAUUACGCCAAGGUUCAGGGUGUCUUGCUAGGAGUGAUCAUCGGCUGGACCUUGAUCAUGACCCUACUCGGACCCGAGAACCACGGAAGCCGAUUCGAACAAGCCGUUGCCACUCGAGAAGGAGCGGGCAAGAUGCGCAACGAAGAUUUGGUCGAGAACCAUCGGGUCUUGCAGGACGAUAACGCCGAGGCAGGCGAGGUUUAUGAUGUCAAGGCCAAGGGUAACGUGGAGCACGUCGAGAAGGGGGUUGUAUAAGGAACUCUGGGAUAAGCAAAGUCGUUUGGUAUUAUAUUGUAACUUGUUGUGCUCUGAAAAGUAAUUGAAGGAAGGUAAUCACGUAAUACUAUCGCAAUUUCACUU
Molecule: messenger RNA, 2007 nt
Organism: Filobasidium floriforme
Lineage: Eukaryota; Fungi; Basidiomycota; Tremellomycetes; Filobasidiales; Filobasidiaceae
Product: carboxylic acid transporter
Exons: 9
Coding region: 415-1902 (495 amino acids)
Biological process (GO): plasma membrane lactate transport
Cellular component (GO): plasma membrane
Molecular function (GO): secondary active monocarboxylate transmembrane transporter activity
Source: RefSeq, a predicted model, not a curated record